Messenger RNA from Sphaerulina musiva SO2202, 2184 nucleotides. RefSeq names its product elongation factor Tu. Gene Ontology annotation, biological process: mitochondrial translational elongation. NCBI's taxonomy places the organism in Eukaryota, Fungi, Ascomycota, Dothideomycetes, Mycosphaerellales, Mycosphaerellaceae. Gene Ontology annotation, molecular function: translation elongation factor activity; GTP binding; GTPase activity. Gene Ontology annotation, cellular component: mitochondrion. The record is from RefSeq and is a predicted model, not a curated record. The coding region runs from base 82 to 1401 and encodes 439 amino acids. The transcript is spliced from 2 exons.
CUCUUAUCAACUACUUCCGCCUCGUCCCAUCGUUCUUUGUACUAAUAGCCUUCCUCUCAUCGGCGCGCGCUGUCUGUGAGCAUGUCUUUCGCUACCAGACUCCUGCGCACGUCGCGGGCUCUGCGCACACAGCACAUCAAUCCCAUCCAGAGCGCACUCAACACUAGGGGCCAGCAGCAGUUGGUCCGCGGAUACGCCACCGUCUUUGAGCGCAGCAAGCCUCAUGUGAACAUUGGCACCAUCGGCCACGUCGAUCACGGAAAGACUACACUCACCGCAGCCAUCACGAAGCGACAAGCAGAGAAGGGGUACGCAAAGUUUCUCGAGUAUGGUGCCAUCGACAAGGCGCCUGAAGAGCGCAAGCGCGGUAUCACCAUCUCUACAGCACACAUCGAAUACCAAACCGAUGCCCGCCACUACGCCCACGUCGAUUGCCCCGGUCACGCUGAUUACAUCAAGAACAUGAUUACUGGUGCUGCGUCUAUGGACGGUGCGAUCAUUGUUGUUGCAGCCUCAGACGGACAAAUGCCACAGACUAGAGAGCACUUGCUCUUGGCACGCCAAGUUGGUGUACAGAGAAUUGUUGUCUUUGUGAACAAAAUCGAUGCUGUAGAGGAUCAGGAGAUGUUGGAGCUCGUGGAGAUGGAGAUGCGUGAGCUUCUGUCCUCAUAUGGGUUCGAGGGUGACGAUACACCAAUUGUCAUGGGCUCUGCUCUUUGCUCUCUGGAAGGGCGCAGAAAGGAGAUAGGCGAGGAAAAGAUCGACGAGCUCCUGAAGCAGGUCGAUGAGUGGAUCCCAACUCCAGAGCGUGAGAUGGACAAGCCUUUCUUGAUGUCCGUCGAGGAUGUCUUCUCGAUCCCUGGCCGAGGAACUGUCGCAUCUGGCCGAGUCGAGCGUGGCGUGCUGAAGAAGGAUUCGGAAGUUGAGCUGGUAGGCAAGAACGCAACACCAAUCAAGACCAAGGUCACCGAUAUCGAGACCUUCAAGAAAUCUUGCGACCAGUCCCAGGCCGGUGAUAACUCUGGUCUGCUUCUCCGUGGUGUGAAGCGCGAGGACGUCCAGCGUGGUAUGGUGAUUGCUGUCCCUGGCAGUCAAAAGGCGCACAAGAAAUUCCUGACUUCUUUAUAUGUCCUUACGAAGGAGGAGGGAGGCCGACACACUGGAUUUCAGAACAACUACAAGCCACAGCUUUUCCUGCGAACGGCCGACGAGGCUGCCACUCUCACUUGGGCUGAGGGCUCUGAGCAGCUGAAAGAGAACAAGAUGGUCAUGCCAGGGGACAACGUCGAGAUGGUAUGCGAGAUCAACAAGCCUUUGGCCCUAGAACAAGGACAACGCUUCAACGUUCGUGAAGGUGGCCGCACAGUUGCCACUGGUUUGAUCACCCGUGUGCUGUCUUGAGCAAAAAUGCUAUUCGCGAGGAGCGAAGUAUUCGGGAACAGGAAUGGAAAUGCUUGUCGACGAUGAGAUGCCAGCAUGGCCGCAACAGGCAUGAAGAAGAGGACAAUGAUGUGAACGGAGAUGUACAGCUAGACCGCCGAGUGACAGAUCACCUUCGACGAUUGAUUGUAUUUGCUGUACUUUACUGGGAGAUGGAACAGCGCGCAUAGCCUGGCGUCAGUCACUGUAAGAUAGCAUUUUUGAUACCACGCAACCCGAUCCCAGCUCUUCCGAAGCACAAGAGAUCUCCCGAAGGCGCCGUGGGGUGCCGGAAGUUCACGAUGCAGCGAGUCUGGUGAGGAUCCAUUAUUGUCCACAAUGGCGGGGGCUGCCCGCCCAAGUGAGAGCUGUGCGUGCUGCUACCUCCUACCGGCCGGACCUUUAGUGCCACAAUUAUUCUUGGCGAUCGCAGGACUCUCUUGAUUUCAAGGUUGGAGCAACAACCUUAUUUCAUACAGUACAUGUACCUCGGGGAUUCGUGGCUUACCUGCCUGACCUGACCUGAUUGCUUCUGUUGCUCGCGUCAAUCUGCUGAGUCUGGUGAGAAGGGCCUUUGGUUGCGGGUGCAGUCUAGGUACAUGUAUGUCAGGUACCUGGUAGGUACUAGGUACAUACACAGUGGUCGUCACUCCGGUCACUCUGACGGUCCGCACUGGUCUAAUCCCUAAGGUCAGUAGGUAAGGUACAUGUAGGGAGCUGUAGAGGUAGCCUGUAGCCUGACAGAAGUGGCGGAGAUGCGCUGAA